Molecule: messenger RNA, 1701 nt
Organism: Mixia osmundae IAM 14324
Lineage: Eukaryota; Fungi; Basidiomycota; Mixiomycetes; Mixiales; Mixiaceae
Exons: 2
Coding region: 67-1701 (544 amino acids)
Molecular function (GO): FAD binding
Source: RefSeq, a predicted model, not a curated record
CUCAUCUCAAAAAGACGUGAAGGCCGGCGUCCGCUCGUAGCGACAUCCAUCAUUGGUACAAGCAACAUGGACGCAGUCGACGUCGUCAUCAUCGGUGCAGGUCCAGCGGGCUUGACAGCUCAGCUCUGCCUGACGAAACUUGGCUUCUCCGUUCUUUGCGUCGACGCCAACUCUGAGCGUACGCAGACGGGCAAGGCAGACGGACUCCAGCCGCGCACGCUCGAAGUCUUGCGGAACAUCUCGCCCGCACUCCACAAUGAUCUCACCCAACUCGUGCCUAGCUACAAACUCUACGCGUGCUCGUUCUUCGAUGCCGAUGAGCAGGGCAAUCUCUACCGAUCAUCGCGGCACGAGGCCUGUCCGGACGAUUCAGUGCAAGAUCGCUAUACUCUCAUGACGCAUCAAGGACAUAUCGAGUCCGCUCUGAUGCGUGCUACCAAUGCCAUCUCAGGCGCGACAGAACCUGACACUGUCUUGCGCAAUUACGCCUUUGCGGGCUUCUCGCUGUCGAAGCCGACUGCGAGCGCGCACCCGGUCUCUGUCACGCUCGACAACGUGUGCACUGGCGAGCAGAAGCAAAUGAGCUGCAAGUAUCUUCUCGGCGCCGACGGAGCAAAGUCUGGCGUCAGAGCAGCUUGUGGCAUCCCAUUUCAGGGCUCCUCAAGUGAAAGCACCUGGUCAGUCAUCGACGCAACACUCGACACUGACUUUCCCGAUAUUCGCAUCAGGUCGAUGAUCCGUUCCGCACACGGCACCAUCAUGACUCUUCCUCGAGAAGACGGCAUCUCGCGAUUCUACGUUCAGCUCCAGGGAAUGGAGCGCGAGCAAGCGACGAGCGAAGCGGCCAUUGCGCAGAUCAAGAGAGUCUUUCAACCCUACCGCAUGGACAUCAAGAGCGUCGUCUGGCAAAGUAGCUAUACCAUCGGCCAACGUGUGGCGACCUCGUACACAGCUCACGACUAUCGCAUCCUGCUGCUGGGAGAUGCCUGUCAUUGCCACUCGCCAAAAAGUGGCCAAGGAAUGAAUUUUGCAAUCAGCGAUGCGCUCUCGCUCGCUCAGUACCUCUACAUGGCAGAGAAGCUCGGUCACCACCGCGAGCUUAUGCUACAGGCAUACGAAGACGAGCGGCGCGGCGCGGCUAUGUCAUUGAUAAAGUUCGACCAGCUUUAUGCCUCGCUUGUUCGAACCAAGUCGACCCAGGGCAAGGACCUGAUUCCCUUUUUUGCGAAGAACCAAGGCUUCACCACUGGCUGUGCUAUCCGGUACGAUCAGUCUGCUAUGCUGCUCAACGAUUAUCACUGGCUCAGCGCAAAGAAAAGUCAACCGUCGUCGGCUGAGCAGCUCACAAUCGGCCAGCGCUUGCUACGUGCACCUGCUUGUCAGCUGUAUGAUCGCACGCAAAGUUCACUUGAGCAUGCUGUCCUCUUUGACGGCUCCUUCCGGCUCUAUCUCUUCUCAGAUAGCUCUCGCGAUCGUCUGUCAGUUGGCGCGAUCUGGCUCAGCUCCGAGCACUCGUUCUUGCAAGUCAGAAGCAAGUCCUCAGUCCGCAUCAAGAUCGUCGCCGUCCUUCCUGGCGAGGCAGAAUUUGAUGAAUUGCCCGAAAUUCUUCGCCAACGUCAAGACGGCGCAUUCAAGUCGGCGCAGGCGUUCCAACUCUAUGGCAUAUCUCCUCAGCAAGGCGCCAUUCCAUCGAGGAUCUAG